AUGUCUUUCGUCACCUUAAGUCCUACAAAAACUCUGCAAUCAGAUAUGAAUACAUACGAUAUCGAGCAGAGUGUUGAAUUCUCUGCUUUAUCAGCAUAUAUUGCAGAGUUAACAACCAAUUCAUCAAUUAAUCUUGAAAUUUCUGAACAAGAAAAGCAAAACGUUCGUAUAUUACUCAAUAAUUUACUUGGAAGCAUUGCUAAUUUGCCAAGAGAUUAUAUAAUGACGCAAGAAAAUACAAAAUCCUAUUCAACUGUUUUUCAUCUUGUAACAUUAGCUUUAGAUUUAGUUUGUGGCAAUGCAACAGAUGAGGCAUCAGAGCAGAAGCUUCAAGAAAUGCAAAUUUACCAAAGAUCUAUCCUGAAAUCGUUAUCUCAAAAUCUUGGCCUUCCUGAUGUGAAAACUCAGCUAGAUUUUAUUACAAAUGUCAAAUCUAUUCAAGUUUCUAGAGAUGAACUCGUUUAUGACUUAAUUAAUACAUUUAAUCUGCCUGUCACUACAACACCAUCUGAAAUUGUAGCAGCUCUUCAAGGAAAGUUUAAUGAAGCCAGCAAUGGACAUUUUGAUCAAGCACAGAAUAAGAAGCAACUCGAUUCUAUCAAAAGCCAGCUUGAAACCAAAAAUAAUGCUCUCAAUCGCAAAGAAGAUAUUAUUAAACAGCUACAAAAUAAGGUCAUUGAACUUCAAGAUGCUGUUGCUCUCAUUAAUAAGGAGAGCCAAACUAAAGAUUCACAGAUUUCCCAGUUACAAUCAAGAAUUAACACAAUUGGUGGCGACCUUGAAAGAUCUCAGAAGAAGAACUCUGUUAAUAAGCGAACAAUUGAUCAAUUAUCUAAAUCAAAUACAGAUCUUCAGAAUCAACUUAAUCAAGCAAACAAUGAAUUACAAAACCUUAGAAAGCUUCCAUCAGCAGAAUCAAAGGCUGCCGGUGAAAUUGCUUCUCUCAAGAAGAAUUUAGAGCAUGCUGAAGAAGAAAAGAACAGCUUACUCAAAUUGCUUGACGAUUUCACAGUACAACUUGAACAGCAAGCCGAUGAACUCAAUGAAGAAACAGAUAACAGAAUGUCUCUCAUCAUAGCUGUUCAAAAGUUAACAACAAUUAAUGAAAUCCUUGAGAAAGAGGUUGAAAAGGCUCACGAAGAAAUUAAGAAAGUUUCAAACGAAAAGGCCAAACAACAAUUACUCCAACAUUCUCAAGAAAUUUCAAACAAAGCAAUUGAGGAAGUCAUUUCUCAGGCAAAGGAUCUUGCAGCUAGUUCUUCAAACGAAGAACUUGAUGGAAUCUUUGAUCAGAACAAAGAAUCAACACCACAGGAAAGACUUAUUGAUGGAAUCGCAGCUCUCAUUGCUAGGGCAGAAAAUACUCCAGUUAUUGAAAGAUCAAUUACAGUAGAAGAUGAGGAGAAACCAAAAGAUGAUACAACAAAACUCCAGAUGACAAUCAAAGGCUUGGUUUCAUUCAUCCAAGAUAUGGCUGAAUCCGGAAAUAUUUCCAAAUGGGCUUCAAUUGAUGAGUCAACAUCAGAUGCUAGAAAGAAGUUGUUAAAUGAAAUUAGAAGAAUCAAUGAUUUCAUUAGUGAAAAUGCUAUUCCAUUAUUUGAAGAAUCAACAUUCAUUGAAUAUCUUGGACUCAAUGCAAAUGUUACAGAUUUCCAAGCUAAGGCCAAUGAAGUAUUAUCUCAAGUUCAAGAUGAGGAAGAUCCAAAGGAACUCUUCAAUCUUUUAACUUAUGCCAUCAUUUCAAAUGAUGUUCUCAGAAGAUAUGCAAGCCAGGCAAAGAUGACAGUUUCUCAUUUGUCAUCUUCUCUCAAAUCACUCAAAGUUGAAACACAGAAUCAACAAAAAGCAACCGAAGAGAAGCAUUACAAUGAAAAGGUUGAAUUAUUAAAUGAAUUAGAAAAGCUCAAGAAAGAAAAUGAAGAUGUUACAGAAUGCGUCAAGAAUGUUAAGACAAUUCUACAGAAUUCUGCAACAAAGGAUAAUGAUACAAAUACAAUUAUCCGUUGCAUUGAAGAAAUUAACCAAGCUAAGCCAGAAUUAAAUGAGAAUGAUUACAUCAAUGAACUUGAAAAUGUUUUGAGAACCAAGUUUAAUGACUAUAAAGCUCUUAAGGAAGAAACAGAUAAGAAGAUCGAAGAUUUAGAAGAUGAACUUGAGCAUUACAAGAAAGUUCUUACUGCAAAUAAGGAGAAGGCUAUCGAAGUUAGUGCACAACAGCUCAAUGAGAUUGAAAAGAUCAAGACAUCUCUAACAGAUUCAGAAGAAUUAAUUAACAAGUUACGUGAAGAAAAGGAGAAAUUAGAAGUACAAGUUGAAAACUCCAAGAAUGAUAUAAUCAAAGCAACAGCAGAGCUCAGAAAAGAACUCUUUAACACAAAGAAUGAACUUGAAAGUUUACAUGAUGAACAUGAGCAGAAGAUGCACGCAUUGACAGGAGAAAAUUCUUAUCUCAAGAAGACAAUGGCCGAAGUCAAGGCUAGCACUGAUAGGCAGCUUCUAAUUGCUAAGAAGGCAAUGAAGAAGGAAAUUCGGCGUAUUACUCAGCAAUCAAAUGCUAAACAAGCCGAGUAUGAGGAAGCUAUUCUCAAACAGAAAGCAGAUAAUGAUAAUCUUACUGAGAAAUUGCAUAAAGCUGAAGAUGAAAACAAGCAAAUCACCGAGUCACUUAACAAUGCCGUGGAAUAUGGAAAAGAGAAAGAAAAUGAGAUUGCAAAGAUCAAUCUUGAACAAAAACUUCUUAAGACAAAGCUCACAAGCUUUUCAGAUAAGUUGAAGAGGAACAACUCAGUCUUUGAAUCACAGAUGAAAUUGAAAUUAUUCGCAAUGGAAACCGAAUCUAGAUCAAAGAUUGACACAAUUAAAUCUGAAUGUUCUAAGAAGUUUGAUCUAUUACUCAAGGAAAUCUAUUCAACACUUGAGGAAUUUGAUAAUAAUGAUAUUCCAUUAACAGUUGACGAAGAAAACGUUUUAGAAUUAAUCGGAACAGUUGCUCAGAUUGCUCGUAAUGUACCGGAUCUUCAACAAUCAGUUCAACAAUUACAAUCAGAAAUCUUUAAUAUCAGAGAUACUCUUAAUAUUUCUAAGAGCACAAGAAUAUCUAAUAUUUCAAAGGAACUUGAACAGAAGAUGAAGAAUAGUAAAGAUGAGAUUGAAAAACUUACACAAGAAAACAAACAGAUGAAGAAAGACCUCAUUGGAAUGAGAUCUCUUGCUCAACAAGAAAAGAUUAACAGUGAAUGGGAGAAUUGGGCAAGAAAGCUCCACCUUCAGAUUUCAGAUGGAGAAAUAACAAUCAAGAGUGCAAGAGAGAUCAGACAAUCUAUCGAAGAUCUUGUCGCAUCAUCUUGCAAUGAUAAGUCGCUUUGGAUGAAAGUUGAAAGCCUUAGAGAUGAGAAGAAGCUCAUAAUGAUGGGAGCCCAUAAUAUUCAAAGAAAGAUCACACCUGCAAAACUUAACAAUAUCACGACCGCUCUAAAGUUCUUAUGCAAGAUCCAGAAAAUGUCUGGCUAUAAUUAUGAUGGAGAAUUAACUACAAUGAUCUCACACAACAAUAAUAUUACUCCGCAAAAUUCAAUUCAUAGCGAAGUAGCACCUUCUGUCAUUAGCUCAAAGUCAAAGUCUCCUCUCUUUUCACAAUUUGUCCGUGGUACUGAAGCUGAGUAA
Messenger RNA from Trichomonas vaginalis G3, 3663 nucleotides. RefSeq lists its product as uncharacterized. Gene Ontology annotation, biological process: peptidyl-threonine phosphorylation; actomyosin structure organization. The transcript has a single exon. Gene Ontology annotation, cellular component: cytoskeleton; cytoplasm. NCBI's taxonomy places the organism in Eukaryota, Parabasalia, Trichomonadida, Trichomonadidae. The record is from RefSeq and is a predicted model, not a curated record. Gene Ontology annotation, molecular function: protein serine/threonine kinase activity. Bases 1 to 3663 code for a protein of 1220 amino acids.